Capsicum annuum is the source of this 682-nucleotide messenger RNA. Its product is annotated as cytochrome c1. Bases 197 to 526 code for a protein of 109 amino acids. The record is from RefSeq and is a predicted model, not a curated record. NCBI's taxonomy places the organism in Eukaryota, Viridiplantae, Streptophyta, Magnoliopsida, Solanales, Solanaceae. The transcript is spliced from 3 exons.
AAGAAAGUUGUCAUAACUUAUAACUAAGAUGUUUGCCAGUUAUUACCAAUCUCAGCUUUCUCCGUCAUGACAAAUAUAUAAUGAAUAUUCAACGCAUGUUUGUAACGAACUAUACAACAACGUCGAGGCCUUCCACUUUCAAUUCUCUACAAAUUGUCCACAAACAAGUAGCUCGCAAAAGCUCAGACGGUAAGUCAUGGGAGCCUGUGCGAGCAAACCUAAGGAUUUCGAUAAGGAGUUGGCCCCUGCCCCUGAGCCUGCCACCCCCAAAAAGACCGAGCAGGAGACCCCUGUCCCUGCUUCUCAGGAGGAGAAAGAUGGGGAGGAGGCUAAAAAGGAAGAGCCUUCUGUAGAUGUGUCUGCACCAGCAACAGAGGCUCCCAAGAUUGAGGAAGUAACCGCUGCUACCGCCCAAGCGGCCGCCGAGGAGGUGAAGCCUGCAAAGGAGGAGGAGAAGAAGACUGAGGAAGUCAAACCAGAGGAGAAGAAGGUAGCUGAAGAGGCCCCAAAACCUGCUGCUCAGUAAAUAAUAACAAAACAAAAAUACAAUCCUUAAACCCCCUUUGUUAAUUUUCAUUUGCAUCUAAUUUUUGUUCUGUCACAUAUUGGAAUGUUUUGCUAGUUUUUUCAUUUGUUGUGGUAAAAGAAAAACAAAAAAUAAAUAAAGAAAAGUUUCCAAACA